Messenger RNA from Iphiclides podalirius (scarce swallowtail), 366 nucleotides. The record is from the annotation of a GenBank genome assembly. NCBI's taxonomy places the organism in Eukaryota, Metazoa, Arthropoda, Insecta, Lepidoptera, Papilionidae.
AUGCGAACACUCACCUAUCUGAUAGUAGCAGCGACAUAUCAGGAGCAGAAACACGAUCCACGAGAGCACGAUGGGCCCGUCUUGAGCCAGGAUAGCAUCCAUUGCCGAAACAAUCGAUACCGCCACUCCGGCAGCGGCCAAUAUCCACUAGGCAAGGUCGGCGGCUACACGUUAGCACGCGCGUACGGACAGACGAAACGACAAGCUUCCCGGGACGAUACACACGGAUGCACGAUAAGCCCGGCGUGCAGAGAGCAGCGCCUCCUUUGUUCCACGGCGCGGACUGUACACAGCAGCAUGUGGGUAGGCGCGGGUCGAUGUCACCAACUGACACCGGAGAUAUGCGACGCUUGGCACAUGCGAGGC